AGGCACCAGGCCGGCCACAACAUCGCUCACCUCCCAGCUCUGCAGACAAGAUGCAGCGACUGUGUGUGUACGUUCUGGUCCUGGCACUGGCUCUGGCCACCUUCUCCGAAGCUUCUUGGAAGCCCCGCUCCCAGCUGCAGGAUGCACCCUCGGGUCCAGGGGCAAAUAGGGGCCCAGAUAGCUGGCUGGACCGGCUGGGUUCAGCCCCUCACCAGCGAAGGCAGCUAGGGCUCCAGGGCCCCCCACAGCUGGUGGCAGACCUGUCCAAGAAGCAGGGACCGUGGGUGGAGGAGGAAGAAGCAGCGUACGGAUGGAUGGACUUCGGCCGCCGCAGCGCUGAGGAAGGGGACCGACAUCCCUAG
Messenger RNA from Ailuropoda melanoleuca (giant panda), 362 nucleotides. RefSeq names its product gastrin (gene GAST). Gene Ontology annotation, biological process: G protein-coupled receptor signaling pathway; response to food. The transcript is spliced from 3 exons. Gene Ontology annotation, cellular component: extracellular region. The record is from RefSeq and is a predicted model, not a curated record. Gene Ontology annotation, molecular function: hormone activity. Lineage: Eukaryota; Metazoa; Chordata; Mammalia; Carnivora; Ursidae. The coding region runs from base 51 to 362 and encodes 103 amino acids.